Messenger RNA from Ricinus communis (castor bean), 1086 nucleotides. Its product is annotated as protein MAINTENANCE OF PSII UNDER HIGH LIGHT 1. Gene Ontology annotation, biological process: regulation of protein complex stability. Lineage: Eukaryota; Viridiplantae; Streptophyta; Magnoliopsida; Malpighiales; Euphorbiaceae. Gene Ontology annotation, cellular component: chloroplast thylakoid membrane. The record is from RefSeq and is a predicted model, not a curated record. Bases 175 to 855 code for a protein of 226 amino acids. The transcript has 3 exons.
AGCAUAUCCCACUCAAAGUCCACCACACAUGACCCAUCUCCUCAGAAAAAUCUCUCCCGAACUUCAACUCAGGGACAAAACCACAAGUUUUCGGCACCACUGAACUGAAUUGUUCUUUUUCGGCAAUUUCUUCUGGUACCCUUUAUCCUCUGAUACUAGAAAGAAGAAGAAGAAAUGGCAUGUGCAUCACGGGCUAUGAUAACAGCCAAUACAUGCACAUUCACUUCUCCAAGAUUUUUCAAGAAAUACCAAACCUUUAAUAGGAGAAGUCUCAAGCUUUUCACUAUCAGAGCUGAAACUGAUGAUGCUGAUUGCAAUGAUGAAGAAUGUGCUCCUGAUAAGGAGGUUGGGAAGGUAAGUAUGGAAUGGUUGGCUGGAGACAAAACCAAGGUGGCUGGGACAUUUCCACCACGAACUCGUGGCUGGACAGGGUAUGUUGAGAAGGAUACUGCUGGUCAGACAAAUAUUUACUCUGUUGAGCCUGUAGUAUAUGUUGCAGAAAGUGCAAUAAGCUCAGGAACUGCAGGUUCUUCUGCCGAUGGAGCUGAAAACACAGCAGCAAUAGCUGCCGGCAUUGCCCUGAUCAGUGUAGCUGCAGCUUCAUCAAUUCUCCUCCAAGUUGGGAAGACCCCAGCCGAGAUAAAGACAGUAGAAUACUCUGGACCAUCACUCACUUACUACAUCAACAAAUUCAAACCAGCAGAAAUAGUUCAAGCUGCUCUGCCAAGCCAAACUGAAUCCUCCCCUUCGAUACAACUACCACCAGAAAGCUCUGCACCAGAAGUUUCCCAGAUACAGGUUCAAUCCCAAGUUCAGCCUGAGCCUGCCACUUCAAGUGAAAACAGUGUCUCUUAGGCUAGUUAAGAUCUCCAGAAUUCUAGAAACUUGUAGAUUUUCCUAUAAUACCAGUGAUGUAUACUAAAUUUGAGGUUUAUAUUGCAAGAACCACAAGAAAAUGAAGGGCAACAGGGUUUUGGUUGAGCUGAAAAGGUACCAUGCUUCCUGUGCUGUACGUUAAAAGUUUUCUAACUUAAUAUUUGCUAUGUUUACUGCCCUAUUGGUGGGUUAAUGUCUAUAUUUUCUUAA